This is a messenger RNA of Drosophila innubila, 1485 nucleotides long. Its product is annotated as clavesin-1. Gene Ontology annotation, cellular component: membrane. Bases 319 to 1320 code for a protein of 333 amino acids. The transcript is spliced from 3 exons. Gene Ontology annotation, molecular function: phosphatidylinositol bisphosphate binding. The record is from RefSeq and is a predicted model, not a curated record. NCBI's taxonomy places the organism in Eukaryota, Metazoa, Arthropoda, Insecta, Diptera, Drosophilidae.
AUUGUGUCUCAAAGCCCAAUUGAGUGAAAUUGUUGUGAGCGAGGCUUAAAUAAGUUUUUCAGUUACCGAAAAUAGGCAGUUUCGCUCAAAGCGUCACCACGUUCACAACGUCGUCGGCUGCGCAGCUCGAAAGCUCUGACAACCAAUAGCCAAAAAUAAAAAAGAGAAAAAAAGUAAAUAAAUAUAAAAAGAUAUAAUUUAAAACUGGCAUAUUGCAACGCCGCGCCGUAUAAAGUAAAUCAUAUUUAUAUAAGUUUUGCAAGUUGUGAAAUUGAUCGCGCUAUUGAAACGCCUUGAGUUUUUGUACGGAUAUCGAAAAUGCUUGAAACUGAGGUGCUGCAACAACCCAAACUUGACGGGCCUGUGUCAAGUACCACAGACUAUGAGUUUCCCUAUACGUGCAGUUUGAGUGCCGAAAUGAAGAAGGUGGCCAAGGAGGAACUGCACGAGGAUGAGAAUAUACGGAGACAGGCGUUGUCACAGUUCCGUGAAUGGAUUGCCAAGCAUCCUCAUAUUAAAAAGUGCCGUACCGAUGCUGUUUUCCUGUUGCGCUUCUUGCGUACCAAGAAAUUCUCAGUUCCCUCAGCCUGUGAGAUGUUAGAACGUUAUUUGACUAUUCGCCAGUUGUUCCCGCAGUGGUUCCAGCAGCUGGACAUUAAUGAUCCGGCAAUUAAUGAGAUCUUUGAGGCGGGUUAUCUUGUACCCUUGCCUCAACGCGAUGCAAGCGGUCGUCAAGUUCUCUUUUCGGUGGCUGGAAAAUUCGAUCCCUACAAGUUCACAUCGGUGCAAAUGGCGAGAGUUCACAGUCUGAUCUGUGAGGCUUUAUUGGAUGAUGAGGACUCCCAGGUGUCGGGCUAUGUGUAUGUGAACGAUGAGAGUGGCAUGAAUAUGGGAUUUGUCAGUCUCUGGUCAUUAACCGAUUUGCGCAGCAUUAUCAAAUGCAUUCAGAACUCAACGCCCAUGCGUCACAAGCAGACGCACUUUGUCAAUAUACCCCAUUAUGCCAAUCGCAUCAUCGAACUGGGCGUAUCCAUGCUGAGUGACAAGCUCAAGAAGCGUAUCAUUGUUCACAAAAAUGUGGAGGCACUCAAGUCGAAAAUAGAUCCCGCCAUUCUUCCCAAGGAAUAUGGGGGCACAAUGCCCAUUGCCGACAUGAUUCGCGAGUUUAAAGUGAAGCUGCAACAACGCCGUGCCGCAAUUCUGGCUCUGGAUGAUAUGCACAUUGAGAUCACCAAGGAGGCAGCCAACUUUGCCGGUAACGACAUCGGAGACAUCGAUGCCGGCGUCGUGGGUAGCUUUAGAAAACUGGAGGUGGAUUAGUGUCCAGCAUUAGGUCUGGCAUUAGUUUAAGUUUAGUCUAAGUCAGAAUACCAUUGAUACAAAUGACAAACCCACACAAACACACACACAAUCAUCAAAAUUAUCGUAUUUCUCUCUAAAAACAGAAUCUUUAAAUUAUGAAAUAUAAAUAAAAUUAUACGCAAA